Molecule: messenger RNA, 2223 nt
Organism: Lipotes vexillifer (Yangtze River dolphin)
Lineage: Eukaryota; Metazoa; Chordata; Mammalia; Artiodactyla; Lipotidae
Gene: LRCH4
Product: leucine rich repeats and calponin homology domain containing 4
Exons: 18
Cellular component (GO): cytoplasm
Molecular function (GO): protein binding
Source: RefSeq, a predicted model, not a curated record
CUCGCCGCCGGGGGUGAGGAGGCGGCGGCCACGACCUCCGUUCCAGGGUCUCCGGGUCUGCCCGGGAGCCGCAGUGCAGAGCGGGCCCUAGAGGAGGCCGUGGCCACCGGGACCCUGAACCUGUCUAACCGGCGUUUGAAGCACUUCCCCCGGGGCGCGGCCCGCAGCUACGACCUGUCAGACAUCACCCAGGCUGACCUGUCCCGGAACCGGUUCCCCGAGGUGCCAGAGGCAGCGUGCCAGCUGGUGUCCCUGGAGGGUCUGAGCCUCUACCACAAUUGUCUGAGAUGUCUGAACCCAGCCUUGGGGAAUCUCACAGCUCUCACCUACCUCAACCUCAGCCGAAACCAGCUGUCAUCGCUGCCGCCCUACAUCUGCCAGCUGCCCCUGCGAGUACUCAUUGUCAGCAACAACAAACUGGGGGCCCUACCUCCCGACAUCAGCGCCCUGGGAAGCCUGCGGCAGCUCGAUGUGAGCAGCAAUGAGUUGCCAUCUCUCCCAGCGGAGCUGUGUGGCCUUCCUUCCCUGCGGGAUCUCAAUGUUCGGAGGAACCAGCUCAGUGCCCUGCCUGAUGAGCUGGGAGACCUUCCUCUUGUCCGCCUGGAUUUCUCCUGUAACCGUGUCUCCCGCAUCCCGGUCUCCUUCUGCCGCCUCAGGCACCUGCAGGUCAUUUUGCUGGACAGCAACCCCCUGCAAAGCCCACCUGCCCAGGUCUGCCUGAAGGGGAAACUUCACAUCUUCAAGUAUUUGUCAACAGAGGCUGGGCGGCACGGGGGGUCUGCACUGGGGGACCUGGCCCCUUCCCGCCCCCCGAGUUUCAGCCCCUGCCCUGCUGAGGACUUGUUUCCGGGACGUCGGUAUGACGGAGGGCUGGACUCGGGCUUCCACAGCGUUGACAGUGGCAGCAAGAGGUGGUCUGGAAAUGAGUCAACGGAUGAAUUUUCCGAGUUGUCGUUCCGGAUCUCAGAGCUGGCUCGGGAGCCUCGGGGACCCAGGGAGCGGAGGGAGGAUGGCUCCGCUGACGGAGACCCUGAGCAGGUUGACUUCAUCGACAGCCACGUCCCUGGGGAGGACGAGGAGCGAGGUGCUGGCGAGGAGCAGCAGCCACCAGAAUCGAGCCCUGUGGCAGGGGAUGGGGAGAGGGCACCGAGCAGCAGGCGGGAGGAGCCGGCAGGGGAGGAGAGGCGGCGCCCAGACACCUUGCAGCUGUGGCAGGAGCGCGAGCGGCGGCAGCAGCAGCAGCAGAGUGGAGCAUGGGGUUCCCCAAGGAAGGACAGUUUUCCGAAGCUGGGGGUCAGGGCUCCUGGCGGGGGUGCUGCCGCCUCAUCCGCUCAGGCCACCUACAACGGCACACCCAAGUCCAAUGCCACCCAGCUGGGAGCUUCGGGGGGGCAGGGUGCUCCCACCCCCGCCUCCACCUCCCAGGAGCCCCUUCCUACAGCGGGACCAGCGACCGCACCUGCUCCCCGGCCGCUCAGCUCCAUUCAGAGACCAAACAGCUUCCUCUUCCGUUCUUCCUCUCAGAGCAGCUCAGGCCCUUCCUCACCGGACUCUGUCUUGAGACCUCGGCGAUCCCCCCAGCUUUUGGAGGAAAAGGAGGUGAUGGCUCAGCUGCGCCAGGUGCUUGAGUCCCGGCUGCAGCGGCCCCUACCCGAGGACCUGGCAGAGGCUCUAGCCAAUGGGGUCAUCCUCUGUCAGCUGGCCAACCAGCUGCGGCCCCGCUCCGUGCCCUUCAUUCACGUGCCCUCACCUGCUGUGCCAAAACUCAGUGCCCUCAAGUCUCGGAAGAAUGUGGAGAGUUUCUUAGAAGCUUGUCGAAAAAUGGGGGUGCCUGAGGAGUCCCUGUGCCAGCCCCACCACAUCCUGGAAGAGGAGGGGGCCCCGGGAAGGGGCCUCCCCUACAUCGCUGCUGUCAUCCAUGCACUGCUGGAACGGCCUUAGGGGUUGAGGUCGGGGUGCAGGGGCCCGACCCGGCGGGAACCCCAGGAACAGAGAAGACAGCCACACCUGGGCUCUGCUCUCUAGCGAGGACUGGUGAGGGCGGCCUCGGGCCUGGCCCUGUGCCUCGGGCACCUGUCUGCCCGGGAGCUUGGAAGCAGGCUGGCCCAGCAAGGCGCGAGGCCGCCUCUGGGCGUGGUCGAGGGUCUGGGAUGGAAGCCUGGGGGCUGGGUGUCGUGUCACAUGCAAUAAACGGAAGCCAGAAGCCCUCUAGGUUGCCCCUCA